Molecule: messenger RNA, 615 nt
Organism: Heterobilharzia americana
Lineage: Eukaryota; Metazoa; Platyhelminthes; Trematoda; Strigeidida; Schistosomatidae
Source: the annotation of a GenBank genome assembly
AUGCCUGAAACAGCCCGGGAAACUCUAGAGUUAGCCAAGAAGUAUAAACCACAUGGAGUUGUUGCAAUAGAUAUUGCAGGUGAUGACUCUGUUUUAGAAAAGCAACCUACACCAAAUGAAAUUAUCCAGACAUUUCAAGAAGCUAAAAAACUUGGUAUUCACCGUACGGUUCAUGUUGGUGAAAAUAGUUCAGCAAAAAGCGUCUAUGAAGCAGUGACUACCCUACACGCAGAACGUAUUGGUCAUGGAUAUCACGUUUUAGACAAUGACGCAGUGUACGAAUCUGUUCGUAAUAGUGGUGUACAUUUUGAAUUAUGCCCAUCAUCAAGUUUUGUAACUGGUGCCGUAGAUGUCAAAGAUCCAAAGAAGCAUCCUAUACAUCGUUUUACUCAAGAUGCAGUCAACUUCUCAAUCAAUACAGAUGAUCCAACAUUGACAGAAAGAUGGGAUUUAGAUGAAGCUAAUUAUUGUAUAAAUGAAUUAGGCUUGAAAAGUAGUCACUUGUAUGAUGCGAAAUGUAAUGCAGCUAAGGCUGCUUUUCUCUCAGAUGAUGAGCGUAUAUACCUACUGGCACAUAUUAAUACCAGGAUAGGAAACAGAACUAUCAAAGUUUAA